Linum trigynum is the source of this 2346-nucleotide messenger RNA. The record is from the annotation of a GenBank genome assembly. NCBI's taxonomy places the organism in Eukaryota, Viridiplantae, Streptophyta, Magnoliopsida, Malpighiales, Linaceae.
CCUUAAAGGUUGGUUUUACUUUAGGUUCUUCGUCUUUGAGUGUGUUUCAGGAUUUAACAGAUGAAACCGGCCUCGGAGUCGAAAGAUUGGCGAAAAGUAUCGAAAACUGGGAGAAGAGGUGAAAAAGAGCCAGUUCACGGCUAACUGAAGGAGUUCACGGUCAUGCAAGACCAUGAAGAAGGGGAGUUGACCGUGAAUCGCGAGACGUCCUAAGCCAAUGUGAAGGUUACUGACGCAAGGUGAGUUCACGGUCACUAAGACCGUGAACACAGGCAGUUGACCGUGAAUAGACGUGAGCGAUGCGGCGCGUUUUGGCGCACGCCUUGAGUUCACAGACACGUUUGAUGGUUAACGGCCGUGAACUCAGCUCAUCUCGGGUUUAAAAGAUGAGCUGAAAGGAGGAGAGAGGGGAGAGCCCACUUUUGUGUGAAACACCUUCUUCGGCAUUCUAGUGAGAGAAACAGAACCAAAGGGAAGAAGAAGGUUAGGGUUUGGCUUCAAGGCAGAUUUUGGGAAGAUUUCCCCCAAGGAAAGCUCAACUCAAGGGUCAAGAAGAGAGGGAGCAUCCUCAAAGAUGGAUUCCACCUUUUUCCCUUUUGUAAUUUUGUUCUUCCCACUUCUAGCAUGGAGUAGAUCUCCUUUCACUUGGGUGUAGUGAAACCCUAACUCGACCAUGUAGUUUUCUUGCAUGUGUUUUGGAUGAUUGUCAUUAAGUAUUGUUCAAUUCAAUGAUUGAAGCAUUAUUCACCGUGAUUGUGCAUGCUUAUGCUUAGCAACUUAGGGGUUGUGCAUGUUUUGUGCUGAGCAUCCUUAGGUUUUUGCAUUUAGGUGCUUAGCAAACUAAGGAUUGUGCAUAAUUGUGCUUAGAACCCCCUAGGUUUGUGAAUUUAGGUGCUAGUAAUAUAAUCUGCCACCUUAACCUAGUUUAGGGAGGAAAAUCCCCCUUUCAAGGGAGACUCAAUCGAGUUGGUUUUCCUUCCGCUUUCUAAGCCACCUAAACUAGGUUAAGUUAGGGCGACCCUCAAUAUUGAGUUAAGCAAGUCGAUUAAUCGUGACUAAACCGUCCGACCUUAGAGUUGAGUGAGGGAGUAAGUCAAAUUACCGAUUGUCUAAACCGAGAGGGUUGAGUGACACGUCCUUUCAUCCUUACCUCGGUUUAGCAAUUAAGAUGUGGUAUGCAUCCCUCUGCGGUUUGUGAUUAUCGUGUCCAAUAUUGCACUAGAUUAGAGUUUAAAAACUUGGGCUCUAAUUGGGGUUUUAUUGUGGUGUAGUUUCGUGUGAGUCAAGUUUUUGGCGCCGUUGCCGGGGACGACGGUCUGUUAUUCUGGGGGGGAAAUUUGGUUGUUAAUCUAGCUUUUAAUUUCCAGUUUUGCAAGUGUGUGUUUUUUGCUUGUGCUAGACUUGGUAUUUUCCGAUUGUGUGUAGGUGGUGCAUGACCCGGAGCAACCCGGCACCCUUGCUACCACUUGACGAGGACAUAAACCGAACUCUCUGACUCCUAGAAAGGGAGAGAGAGCUAGCCGAGGCAAGGAGAAGGAGUGAAAGAGGGGGACAACAAUUGAGUCGCGGUGUUAGUGGAGAAGGAGUUGAAGAAGUCGAAGUUGAACUCGUCGUUGAAGAGGUAUUGGCGGGGAACCAAAGACAAGAGGGAGGCGCUCAAGCCCGCCAUAUGAAUAAGGCGGCGGGGGAAGAAGGAGCCCCGAGGAUGAUGGGGUACUAUAUGGCCCCAAGGCCGGCGGACAUUCAAUCGUCGAUCCUACAUCCUCCGGUGGCGGCAAACAAUUUCGAGAUCAAGCCUGCUCUAGUUACUAUGAUACAAAGUAAUGCUCUAUUCCACGGCCAUGAAAGCGAGUCACCGAGAGAGCACGUGCAUAGAAUCUUGGAGCUCGCGGGGAGCUUGAAAAUUAAUGGUGUGUUGGCUGAAACUUUGCAACUAAGGGUUUUCCCAUACUCACUCUCGGGGAAGGCACUUAGGUGGCUAAAUAACCGCCCACCUCGGUCUAUCACCUCAUGGGACGAACUCCUCAAUAAGUUUAUGGCUCGUUAUUGCCCGCCUUCGAAGACGGCAGAGUGGAGAAAGAAGAUUACACAUUUCGAGCAAGAAGAGGACAAGAGCUUGAGGGAUGCUUGGGAGAGGUACUCCGAUUACUUUCUUCAGUACCCUCACCACGGGUUUGAAAAACAGUUUCGGAUUGAAACCUUCUACGGAGGUCUAAUGCAAGAAGAUAAGUGUAACAUUCCAUUUCGGCUAAAUCCAUAUUUCGAUCGCUAGAAAGUUGGCGAUUUAAAAUCCAGCGUUUUGAUAGUAUUUCGGAAAAAAUCGGAUAAUCAAUCGAUCAGAUAAGU